Molecule: messenger RNA, 1075 nt
Organism: Salmo salar (Atlantic salmon)
Lineage: Eukaryota; Metazoa; Chordata; Actinopteri; Salmoniformes; Salmonidae
Product: transcription factor Ovo-like 2
Biological process (GO): epidermal cell differentiation; regulation of transcription by RNA polymerase II
Cellular component (GO): nucleus
Molecular function (GO): RNA polymerase II cis-regulatory region sequence-specific DNA binding; DNA-binding transcription factor activity, RNA polymerase II-specific
Source: RefSeq, a predicted model, not a curated record
AGCUCGGGUGACUUCCUGUGUUCGGUGUGUCACAAGGUGUUUCCCCUGCAGCGCAUGUUGACGCGCCACCUCAAGUGCCACAGCAUGGUGAAGAGACACCCCUGCCGCUACUGUGGCAAAGGCUUCAACGACACCUUUGACCUCAAGAGGCACAUGCGCACACACACAGGUAUCCGUCCGUACCGUUGUGAGCUGUGCGACAAGGCCUUCACACAGCGCUGCUCCCUUGAAUCCCACCUGAGGAAGAUCCAUGGUGUGCGCCAGCAGUACGCCUACCGCCAGCGCCGCUCCAAGAUCUUUGUGUGCGAGGACUGUGGCUACACGUCCAACCGUCCCGAAGAGUACUUCCUCCACGUGCGCCAGUGCCACCCGGGCAGCCCCGCCCUGCGGCGCUACUACCGCCGCCAGGCACACGAGGGCACCAACAACGUGCCCGCCGAACACAAACUCAGUCCCUUCUUGAUGUAUCCCACUGGGUACUAUGUGGGAUGAUUUAAACUCCUGGGUGAAAAUUCGCUAAUAACAUUCAAGUGUGCCAGUCGGUUUCUGCCUUAAUCAAUUCCUUCGUUGUAACCUUGCCACAGAGCAGAAACAGGCUAGGAUCAAAGCUAACACAUCAAUAUUACAGUAAGGUGAAUGGACAAUAUGUUUGGGGUUAUGCCCCACCCAGUCAGUGCCUGGCCGGUAGGCCAAAAUAACAUUGAAAAUCAUCAGCAUUGGUGUGGCUAUUUUAAAAGCACCACCUCCUGCUGUCCACUUGAGGUAAUGCAGAGAGAUUAAGGACAGGGUGUGUCUGGUCAAUAGUCAACUACAGUCAAUGUUGAUUAAAGGUAUGUUUUUGUGAAGUGGUGACUUAUCGAUGUGUCCUUUAAAAUAAAUUGUGUCCCUCCUCUCCUUGGCACCCAUCCUCCUACCUGUACAGCUACAACCAUCCCAUGUUAUACUGACUUGCUUAUUUAUUUGCAUGGUGUAUUGCUGCUGCAUGUUUGACGGUUCAUUAUAUUGUGUUUUAAAGAUGUGACGCUUAAAAAUACCAAACAAAUGUUCCAAUCUCAGGAUAAUAAAGUCCUUUUAA